AUGCUGGCUGGGACCGCUGCUGGCUGGGACCGCUGCUGGCUGGGACUGCUGCUGGCUGGGAACGCUGCUGGCUGGGACUGCUGCUGGCUGGGACCGCUGCUGGCUGGGACUGCUGCUGGCUGGGACUGCUGCUGGCUGGGACCACUGCUGGCUGGGACUGCUGCUGGCUGGGACUGCUGCUGGCUGGGACUGCUGCUGGCUGGGACUGCUGCUGGCUGGGACUGCUGCUGGGUGGGACCGCUGCUGGCUGGGACUGCUGCUGGCUGCUGGAUGCUGCUGGCUGCUGGACGCUGCUGGCUGCUGCAUGCUGCCGGCUGCUGGACGCUGGCUGGGACCACUGCUGGCUGUUGGCAGGAACCGCUGCUGGCCGCUGGCUGGGACCGCUGCUGGCUGGGACCGCUGCUGGCUGGGACUGCUGCUGGCUGCUGGACGCUGCUGGCUGCUGGACACUGCUGGCUGCUGGACGCUGCCAGCUGCUGGAUGCUGGCUAGAACCGCUGCUGGCUGUUGGCAGGAACCGCUGCUGGGCGCUGGCUGGGACCGCUGCUGGCUGGGACCGCUGCUGGCUGGGACCGCUGCUGGCUGGGACCGCUGCUGGCUGGGACUGCUGCUGGCUGGGACUGCUGCUGGCUGGGACUGCUGCUGGCUGGGACCGCUGCUGGCUGGGACCGCUGCUGGCUGGGACCGCUGCUGGCUGGGACAGCUGCUGGCUGGGACUGCUGCUGGCUGCUGGACGCUGCUGGCUGCUGGACGCUGGCUGGGACCGCUGCUGGCUGUUGGCAGGAGCCGCUGCUGGCCGCUGGCUGGGACCGCUGCUGGCUGGGACCGCUGCUGGCUGCUGGCUGGACCGCUGCAGUGUGGCUGGAACCUGCAAUACACCUAA
Messenger RNA from Schistocerca piceifrons (Central American locust), 882 nucleotides. RefSeq lists its product as uncharacterized. Lineage: Eukaryota; Metazoa; Arthropoda; Insecta; Orthoptera; Acrididae. The transcript has a single exon. The record is from RefSeq and is a predicted model, not a curated record. The coding region runs from base 1 to 882 and encodes 293 amino acids.